This is a messenger RNA of Mytilus trossulus (common blue mussel), 1182 nucleotides long. RefSeq lists its product as uncharacterized. The record is from RefSeq and is a predicted model, not a curated record. The coding region runs from base 77 to 1075 and encodes 332 amino acids. The transcript is spliced from 4 exons. Lineage: Eukaryota; Metazoa; Mollusca; Bivalvia; Mytilida; Mytilidae.
CAUGGUAAAACUUUAAAAGAUAAUUUAUAGAUAUUUACACAAUUAGUUCCAUUGGAAAUCUAGAUGCAGAUGAAAAAUGAAUCAGCCUCUUUCGGAAUCUUGUAAUUCACUAAAUCUUCAUGCAGGUUUCAACAUGAAUAUAUUUAUCCUUGUCCUGUGUGUUUGUUAUGCGGCAGUUGCCAAUGGAAGCUCUAAAUACAAAGGACCAACAUACAUUGAUCUUGGUGUUACCAGAUUUUUACCGGCGAAGUACAGUAAAUCCUGGAAUGAACAGGACAAACCUAUACCAUACUUUACUGGUCUUCCACAACACUUACGUGGACAAGCAUUUGCACUCGCAGUAGAUAGCCCUCUUGUAAGGAUUGGAUCUGGCGGUGGAAUCGGUGGUGGACUCGGAGGUGGACGUGGAGUUGGACAUGGAGGUGGUAAUGGCGGUGGAAUUGGAGGUGGACAAAGAGGUGGACACGGAGGUGGACACAGAAGUGGACGCGGAGGUGGACACGGAAGUGGACGCAGAGGUGGACACGGAGGUGGACGUAGAGGUGGAAUUGUAAUUGGAUACGGCGGAGGUCUCGGAGGUGGACAAGGAGGUGGACGUGGAGCUGGAAUCGGAGGUGGACGCGGUGGUGGAAAAGGAAGAGGUGGACAGGGUCUAAGCUAUGGAGGACAGUACGGCGGACAAGUAACAAGCUAUGGUGGACAGGGUUCAGGAUAUGGUGUCGCCUAUGGUGGACAAGCUCCAAGCUACGGUGUUCAAUAUGGCGGACAAGCAGCAAACUAUGGUGGACAGGGUUCAGGAUAUGGUGUCACCUAUGGUGGACAAUCUUCAAGCUAUGGCAGUCAAUAUGGUGGACAAGCAGCAAACUAUGGUGGACAGGGUUCAGCAUAUGAAGUCACUUACGGUGGACCAGUUUCCAGCUAUGGCGGUCAAUAUGGUGGACAAGCAGCAAACUAUGGUGGACAGGGUUCAGGAUAUGGUGUCACUUAUGGUGGACAAGCUUCAAGCUACGGCGGUCAAUAUGGUGGUCAAGAUACAAGCUACGGCCAAAAUCAGCGAUCAGGUUCCAAAUAUUAAAGCAAGAAAUCAAUUAAUAUCAACGACAUAAAUGAUGAAGAAAAUUGUACUUAUAUGUAUUAUAGCAUAUAUUAAUUCAUUAUAUAUACCAUUUUAGACGCUCGAAG